AGAAGUAUGCUUAUCCAAUAAUAAACCUGAUAUCAAGGCUAUUGAGAUAUGGAGUGGAUGGUGUAAUAAUGAAGAUGAUGAUUCCUGUAUUAAGCCUGAUAUGUGUCGUUAUGGUAUGCCUUAUACGUUCUAUCCAUAUACAAUACUCAAUCCAAAGGAUAUACUACGUGGGGUCCAUAAACCUAUACUAGAGGAGUUAGAGCCCAUACAUCUUGCUAGUACUUAUGAGAAUAUCCAACAAUACCCUAAUGAUAUUGAUAUAUGGAAUGAUGAAGGUGUAGCGAGAUGGACUGAG
Molecule: messenger RNA, 295 nt
Organism: Perkinsus marinus ATCC 50983
Lineage: Eukaryota; Perkinsozoa; Perkinsida; Perkinsidae
Exons: 1
Source: RefSeq, a predicted model, not a curated record